Messenger RNA from Vanessa tameamea, 8025 nucleotides. It is a transcript of the gene Su(Tpl), whose product is annotated as Suppressor of Triplolethal. Gene Ontology annotation, biological process: snRNA transcription by RNA polymerase II; positive regulation of transcription elongation by RNA polymerase II; transcription elongation by RNA polymerase II. Bases 240 to 2303 code for a protein of 687 amino acids. Lineage: Eukaryota; Metazoa; Arthropoda; Insecta; Lepidoptera; Nymphalidae. The record is from RefSeq and is a predicted model, not a curated record. Gene Ontology annotation, cellular component: transcription elongation factor complex. The transcript has 13 exons. Gene Ontology annotation, molecular function: cis-regulatory region sequence-specific DNA binding.
CGCCAUUGCGCAUGACAGUCAGUGCGGCCUUGCAGACUGAAGAGCGCUGCCAACAAAGGCCGAGUCGAUGGGGUUACAAAAAUUUCUUAAUUUGGACAUCUAAAAACCCUUUUGUUAUUGUAAUUAUAAUUUUAAAUAGGUUGUGAAUCUGUGAUUACGUUAAGAAAUGUGUGAAUGAUAUGAAUCGUGACGGCUAGCAAAGGAGUCAGCUGGUCCACAGUGCGAAUAGUGAAUAAGAAAUGGCGGCCUUGCCAGCAGGUGUUCAGUAUGCGUUAUCAUCGGAGUCUAGUUAUAAAGAAAACAAGGAACUAGUGUUUGUGAAAUUAACGGAUUCAGCAUUGAAAGCUAUAGAAGACUUCAUUAGAAAUAAUAGGGACAAAUUGGCAAAACCUAAAAUACAGUUCCUACCCGGAAAUGAAGGGAAAAUCUCCAUUCCGGCUCCAUCCAGUGGUAAUGGAUCAUCGGGUGAAUCCACGUUUCACUUCAGUAUCAAUAGCAAUGCUGAAAUGGAGGGUCCACAGGGUUCGUUCGAGUGCGUCAGGGGUGGGGGCGCGAGGCGCCUGGAGUCGUGCGGGCCGCUGCCGCGAAGAAUGCGCGUGCAAGCCAACGACGACUCGUACGAGGCGACCAAGGACCGAAUGUCCAGGACUAUCGCCGCGGAGCAGAGCAAAUGCACCCGCGUCAUUAAACCUAAUCAAACGGAUAUAGGUCGACGUGUUAAAGUGCGCUCAACACACCCUACGUACUCAAAUGGGCCUGCAGCUCAGUUGGCUGAACGGCUCGAAAGGGCCGAAAGGCCAGAGCGCCCCGAUAGACCCGAACGACCGGAAAGGCCUGAGAGGCCGGAACGACCUGAACGGCAAGAACGGCAAGAACGGCCUGAACGAGCAGAAAGACCCGAGAGACAAGAUCGGCCCGAACGGCCAGAACGGCCUGAAAGACCAGAACGGCCGGAACGGCCUGAGAGACCCGAACGGCAAGAACGGCCAGAGCGGCAAGAACGGCCAGAGCGGCCUGAGCGGCCUGAGCGGCCUGAGCGGCAAGAACGGCCCGAGCGACCAGAAAGGGCUGAGCGCCCCGAACGGUCGGAAAGACCUGAACGGAUGGAGCGUGUAGAAAGGCCGGCGGUCGCACCUCCUGCGAGUCGCCCGCAACCUACUGCGUCCGCGCACCCGCACCCCCAGCCCCAGCAGCACCCGCAACCACACCCCCAUCAACCGCAACGGCCUCCCCCCAAUCCAGACCUUACUAGGCGACCUUUAAAAGAAAGACUUAUACAAUUAUUAGCACUGAAACCCUUCAAGAAGCCCGAACUAUACGCGAGACUCAUGAGUGAGGGCCUCAAAGAAAAGGAACGUAGUAUGGUGAACAAGAUCCUGCCAGAGAUCGGCACGCUCAAGGACAACUGUUACCACUUACGUAGGCACGUAUGGAACGACGUCAACGAAGAUUGGCCAUUCUAUACGGAGGAAGAAAAACGUUUGCUCAAGAGGCGGAAACCUCAAAAUCUAACGCCGCCGCUCAGCAGCGACUCCGCGAACUCGCUGUCGCCGCGCGCGUCGCCGGGCGCCAGCAAGCGCGCGGGCGCCAGCGCCGACGACGCGCCCGCCGCCGUCAAGAAGCAGCGCAUCUCGCACUACCGCCGGCCCUCGCCGCCCUCCUCCGGGUACGCCACCACCUCCUCCGGCGAGCGCCACACCUCCGACAACGAGGACGACCGCACCACGGUUAAAAAGGACAAUGGUUACACUCUCAACUUUACUACCGUGAAGGAUCUCUGUCCCAGUCCUGUGAAGGCGAACGGCUUUAGUAGAAGUAGUCCUCCUGUAGAGCAAACUAGUAUCACAGUAAAAGACAUCACAAAUACGGAACCUUUAGAAAAUACAGCUUUAACGUCUGUGCCUGAAGAAAACAUGACUGAUUUGGUAGACAUUGAAAGACAAUAUCCGCCAAUAACGAGCUCGAGCACGCGGCGCGCGUACAAGAACGAGUUCGCGACGCUGUACACGGAGUACCAGUCGCUGUACGAGCGCGUCGCGCAGGUCGCCGCGCUCUUCACGCAGCUCGAGCACCAGCUCAAGUGCGCCGAGCCCAAGUCGCCGCAGCACCGGAGCAUAGAGCAGCGCAUAGUGGAGGAGUACCAGCGCAUGCGCAACGACGUAGCCUACCAACGGGACAGGCGGCGCGUUAACUACCUGCAUCGGAAACUUAACCACAUCAAGCGGAUGGUACACCAGUACGACCAACUGCGCAACCUGAAGCCGGAGCGCGUGUCGGCGGCCAGCACGACGCAGGCGUACUGACCCGCGCGCGGCCUCUAGUACAGCCGCGCGCGCCCCGCGCCGCCGGCCCGCCGCGCGUGCCGUGCGCACCGGACGUUCAGUGCGGGCCGGACGGGCAGUGCGCGCCGGGCCUUCGGUGCGAGCCGGACGUGCAGUGCGAGCCGGCCGUUCAGUGCUAGCCGGACGUUCAGUGCGAGCCAAAUUGCAGUAUUGUAAAUGUGUGUAUUUUUAAAACGAAGGUUAGGCUUAAGAUUUCUGUUAUCGAGAUUCCUAUUGAUGCCUUAUUCGAUCUGAAUUCUGAACUCGAACGUACCAGACGAUUGUGAGAUAUGUCUUUAGAUGUUAUAUAUUAUACGGAUCGGACGACCGAAGUUUUAUAUGUGAGAGAUGUAUUGUACACACAUAAGCGUUCUGCCAAUUUGGUAUUGUAAGUAUUGUUGUUUGGUCAAAAUAUAUUUAGUUAAAAUUGUUAUAUUGCAGCUGAAUGUUUUUAAUUUUACGGUUCUUCCAUUAUUUUAUAAAAAGGAAACGAUUGAUUUGAAAUGACGAAUCGAGACACCGAGCGGAGGUAUAGAUCUUCGCCUUACCGGAUAUGAGGGCCCAUAUUGAAUUAUAAGAAAACAUUUAUAAACCUAGCUAAUUAUAUUAUUACAUAUUUUCGGACAUUAACUGUAUUUAAUGUAUAUCAAACUUUAUUUUUUUACCAAUUCCUUGUGUAUUUCUGCUUUAAUUACUUUCCCCUUCGGAUAAUGUAAUUUCAUGUUAAUAAGAUUAUUGAUUAUAGCAGAAAUAUACAAAAUAAGGUUAAUAAUAUUGUACCAUAAUGUUAUUUGCUAUUGUUAGUAGUGAAGGAUCUUGACGAUUGCGAGCGACGGUUCAACGUUAUAUAGGUCCUUAACUUUGUUUUUUAUCAAUUGGUUUUUAUAGUGUAAAUAACUGAAAACGUAUAUAUUUUAAUAACAAAUAAGUACAUAAUAGUCCAAUAGUAGAUGAUUGUUCGUCCACAUUUUAUUCCACACGAAAAAUAUUGCCGUCUGAUGUUAUUGUUGUCCAAAUGAAUUUCGCUUAUAAAGUUGCCAUCGUUGACCCUCGAUAUCAUUUCGUUUUUAAAUCGCCUUUAAAAGGAUGGAUCGAUUGUGAAUCACUGCAAUUUUAAUGUCAAUUUAAAGGACUUUUGACCUUUAAAAAUUCUAAAAUAAAAACACUGUCGAUUAUAUUUUUGACGCGAUUACGUCCCUCUUGCUUCUAAACAAUCCAUCCAUUUUUUAAUGUUGGACGUUCAUUUUGUACGCGUCUUGCCCAGCUUGCAUGUUGUAUAUAGUAACAUAUAGAAAGAUAUAUCAUGUUCUUGUUAAAUUUUACUAUGGGUAGUGUAAUAUUUUCAGUUUUUUUUUCGUCUUUAUUAAUAAUAUAAUUACACAUAUUAUUAUUAUAUUAAUAUUUGUUCAAUUGUUUUGACUCGGUCGUGUCAUUGACGUCGAUAAAGAUCUUGGAAAUAUCUCAAUGGCUUUAAAUAAAUCACUCAUUGAUGUCACAAAGUAAACUCAAACGAGAUCGACGAUUAGUAUUAAAGGACAAGCGGAAGUGACACGACCGAGAUUGAAUACGUAAAUGUGGUCAUAGUUUUUGCCAAAAUUAUAAAUACAUUUUAUAUUUAAUUAGUUUUUAAUUGCUAAAAAAAACGUCUCGAGUUAGCAACAACCGGCCAGUGUUGAACAUCCACUAGAAAUAAGGAAAUAUUCUGGUCCUCUUCAGAAUAACCCUCCAAAUCACAAUAAAAAAAAAUGUAGUUAUUUUAGUCUGCAUUGGGUUCUUUGACAUUUGGAGCAUUUUACCUCAAUAUUAUGAUUUAAAUUCUUUGACUUCGUUAAAAAAAAAACAAUUAGCAUUAUAUAGCAAAUUUUAGUCUUAACAAUAAGUUCAAACAAACAUAAAACUAUUAAUUUAUUUUUGUUUUCGAGUUAAAGCUCCGUCGUAAGCCCAGUGUAAGAAAAGCCGUCUUUCGUAUUUUGUCCUAAAACUAACGUCCAUAUUUUUGAAAAUGAUUUAGCGUUAAGUAAUUCUGAUUUAAUCAAUGAAAGAUAACUAGUUUUUUGUGAGUCCACUAUAAUCCAACUCGUCAUCCAUUUGCUGCAAAUUCAUCAUAUUAAAACGUUUAUUAUGGAACCGUAAAGACCGAUGACAUCAUCAUUAUUUAAACUUCCCAAUUGUCCAAGUAAAUCUUUAAGAGAAAACAUUAGUAAUAAAAUUAAAUUAAUAUUGUUUAUGAAUUGACUACAUUUUCAACUAAAUUGUCUCAAUGCAGUUUCAUAUCAAUAUUACCUUAAUUUUUUAGCGUCGAAUUGUUUCCAGAUAAUGUUUAUAAAUACUUAUUUGUUAUGAAUUCGUAUUUAAUAUAUAUUUUCUAAUAUAUAAUACUAGCGUAAUAAAUUGAUGUAGGUUUACGAAACCAUGUUAAUUGAUGAUGUUGUUUCAGUUCAUUUUUGUCAAUUAAUAUAUAAAACGGCGUUGCUCUUUCAUUAUGUUUUUGUCGAAACGAAUACAGUCAAUUGUUUUGUACGUAACGACACCGUGUCUACUCGGCGUCGGGUAAUCGGUCAAUUCGUAUGCAAGUGCCCUUUGUUUGCUCACGCGGUUAAUUUAUCACUUUACUCAUUAAAAUGCUCAAUAUUAUGGUCAUGAUAUUAGAUAAUUAAAAUUCGCUUCUGAAUCUUUAUUUUUACUUUUCACUAUUUAUUGUUUUUAAUUACUCUAUAUUAUUUUCACUCAAAAUUUUUUUUCUAUGUGUCAGUGAAUUUAUCAUGCCAUUUAUUGGUUUUGACGUGUCAAAGAACAACGUGAAACUACUUGCCCGUCAUGUUUUGACGUUUUGAACAUGCACGAACAUCACAAAUAGGAAAAUCAAAACAAUUCACUUGUGAACGACCAUCUUUUAUUUAAAUUUGAUUUACGGCUCUGGAUGCAAGUCCUUUAAUGCCUUAAAGUUAACAAUAUGUAUCAUUUUUUAAACAAAACCGUUAAAAAGUUAUCGUUACCAGUAGUUUAAGCAACGAUUGUUUUAUUAUAAUAUAUAAAUACUGUAAAAUACUUGUAAUCAUUUGUUCCCUCGAGAGUUGGUAAUAUACUUGUGUUUAAAACGAAACUGUUAUGAUUAAAGUGGACAUUGUGAAUAUGCAUUCCAUUCAUCUCGAGUUUUUGUUUAGCACUGUUCAUUGAUGCACUUACUUAUUGAUUUACUAAAUAAUUACUACUCAUUCAUAAACAAUAGUGUCGAUAGAUUAUUAUAUAUUCUAAAUAGAUGUAUAAGAAUACAGACUUAUGGCGUUUGCCGUGUGAUGAUAUAUAAGAGUGCAUCAAUUAUAUAAUGCUACGUUCAUAUUCAGCACACAGCACCGGGGAGUGUGCAACGCGAGAAUGUAAACACUCAUCUUCGACGCUUCAACGAAAGUUCAUUAGGAAGCUAACGCGGUUAUGGGCUGAACGUGAACGUGGUAUUACGUACAAUGUGCAGACCACUAUAAAGAGUAAAUAAAUUUUAUAUAGAAAGAUGAUAUAUCCCUUUCUCAUUUAAACGAUAUCUAAAAUACUGUCACAAAGGGAGUUAUAAAAAUGUCAAACGUUGCUCGAUUGUUACCGAAUAAGUUAUUAGAAGGUUGGACAGAAAUAUUUGUAUUUUGUCAUGUUUAUACGAAUGAUAAUAUCUCAAUGAAAUAUCAUAGCCCAUUGUACAGAGUAGGCGAUAUAUAGAGUCUAGUAACGUCAAACUUUUCUUAAAUCCUAGUUAGUGAUAUAUUUGUAAUACUAAUUCCCAAAUGUAUAUUGAUAUAUGACACGUGACGAACGCGUCACGAUAUUUGUUUCGCGUUAUAACAUUUGCCUUAAAUUCGUUUUAAUUAAGUAGGUCGCGAGUCAAUCAGGUUGUGUUAACCCCAUUAGUAAUCAUAACAAUGAAUUUUUGGCCUAUUUAAUUCAUAUAUUUAUUAUAUAUAUGUAAUCUAUUGUAAUCGGUUGCGCGUUUAUCACGUGUCAAAUAUAACAAGUUAUACUUAACAUAGCUGAUAUUAUAGCGGCUUAAGGCGGGCGUUACGUGAAGAUCCUUACCUUACAUAUUUUUUUAGAUGUAGAUGUUUGAGUUUGCGUAUUCUGAUCAAACGUUAUUGUAAAUUUGCUGUACAUUAAAGAAAAAAAAAUGGCCGCGGUCGCGCUUAGGGCCCGACGGCGAUCUCGCAAGACUGUCGAUUUACCGAACAACUUAAAUACUAUGUAUUAUGUCAAUGUAAAUAAAGUACGAAUUAGACAUUAGACGCGUUAAGGAAUGUAAUCGUAGUGUUUUUAUUUUUAUGAAUCGCGAAUUGUAUAGGACGGGAAAGUAAAUGAAUAUAUAUAUAGGCGAAGUGUUAGUGUGUCGGUACGGGCCAAAGGCUCGGCGGCGGCCGAAACGAUGCUGCGAUAUUCCUUGUGCCCCUCGAAAUAUCAGUGCAUUAUAUAUGAGUCAAGAUGUAUAGACGAUGCGGUAGUGUUAUUGUGUAUAGAAGUGUUUAUACAAGCUCGAGUCAGGCGGAGGAGAAACCGAUUCUUGCCAGCCGGUUCGAGCGAACGACGACUAGCUAUGAAUCCUGACAUCGGCUCACGUUAAUUAGCUUUUAAAUAUUUCAUCAAAAUAUAAAAUACACAAAAAAAAAAUGGAUAUAAAUUUCUCGACCAAGUGCUGGUUGUUUUUAAAUUAUUAAAAUGUAAAAAAAAUUAGAUUAUAAACAAAGUAUAGGUACAAUUUAUGAAUUAUACUUUUCUUUUCGGCAUUUCGUGUAACAGUGGAAGGGACUUAGCUUUUUUGCUACUCAGAAAUCGACUAUAUUAUUAUAUACAGUUGUUUUAAGUUAGAGCAUUCAUCGAAGCACUCGUUGAAGCAACCUUUGUGUUGAAUGUUCCUUUUGUGAUUUCUUUUGCUCACGUUCUCUUCCAUUGCUUAUAUUUUUGUUUCGCCAACUGUCUAAUUGUAUAAUAUGAUUUUGUUAAGGCAGGGUAAUGCAGAAAUGAGAAGAGGUACUUUUUUAUUUUAAAAAUAGAAUGAGAAUUUGUUUGAAUGUUUCAAUUGAGUUGAUUUAAUCCAUUCAAUGGAAUAUGUAUUGUUAUGAAAGGAGCAAGAGUUUGUUGUUUUUUUUUUUUUUUUAAUUAAGUCAUUAUCGAUUUCGAAGAUUAAUGAGGCAGCGAUUAGUUAAUUACAAUUGUCAAGUUACCACACAAACAAUAGUCAGGUGUAAGCUCUCUUUGGCGUUGUCUUUCGAAUUCCCUACGACUUAAAGCCCAGAGCCGAUAUAGUCCAUGUGGAAGAUCAGACUCAAUUUUACAUCACACAGUACAUGAGCUGAAGAGAGAUUGUGAAGAGUAUUGUUAUAAAAGGUACCUAUUCAAAAUCUGGAUAAACAGACUAACUUGUCCUAGUUCGGAUAGUGUUGCUGCAAUAUGCAUUUAUGCCAUCUUCGUUUGAAUUAUGGGAUCAGUGCCAAAACUUUCUCCUUCUUGUUUAGCUCAAAAAUAUGCAAUUGUUAGCAUGCUUGAUGUAACAGCUGAGUUAAUUGUUUAGUUAGUCUGCCAUUUUGUGAAUAUUUUGUUUUGAUAGUAAUAUGUAAAUCUUUUAUAAUAUAUUUGUUUACAAUAAAUAAAUGACAACAUUAUAAAUAAAUGAAAUUGUAUUUUCCAUUUAAACUGAAGAAAAAAAUAUAAAAAGAAUAAUAUGCAAUGA